AUGUAUAUCAAGUGCAAAAUUACAGGUGGUAUAGAUCCUCACACACAUUUGGAAUUAGAAUUUAUGGGAGCAGUGUCUGUGGAUGAUUUUUAUCAAGGAACUAAAGCUGCAAUAGCAGGUGGAACAACGAUGAUAAUUGAUUUUGUGUUACCAAAUAAGGGGGAGUCUUUAAUAGAUGCUUAUCAUAAAUGGAGAACACGUGCAACAAAUAAAGUCUGUUGUGACUAUGCUCUACAUAUAGGUGUUACUUCAUGGUCAGAUGAGGUGAAAAAAGAAAUGGAAGAACUCUGUAAACUGCAUGGAGUAAACUCUUUUAAGAUGUUUAUGGCAUAUAAAGGAGUUUUUAUGGUGACUGAUUCCGAAUUGUACAACAGUUUUGAAGCAUGUAAAGAGCUUGGUGCAAUUCCAAUGGUCCAUGCUGAAAAUGGGGAUAUAGUAUUUGAAAAUACAAAACGGUUGUUAAAAUCUGGUAUUAAUGGACCUGAUGGACAUGGAUUAUCUCGACCUGAAGAAGUCGAAGCAGAAGCUGUUAAUAGAGCUUGUACAUUGUCAAAUCAGAUUAAGGUAUCUGAAAAAGAACCUAUUGACGAAAGGAAAGAAACCAAGGAAUUGAAAUUGCAAAUUUCUCCUCCAUCAAGUGUAACAAGUGAUGUGUCUGUCUGUACAAAAUCUCCCAUGAUUCAUACAGGAAAAGGAAUGCGUAUGGAAGGACAACGAGAUCUCCAGAGCUCUACGUUUUCAAUCAGUUCGGAAUUUAAUGAUCCUGUUAAGAAGUCGAGUAUCCGUGUAAGAAAUCCUCCUGGUGGUCAGUCUUUAGGUUUUUGGUAAUUAACUUAUAUUAUUAAAUAAUGUUCUACUCCUAGUCCAACUAUUAGAAACUUUUUUUGAACAUAUAUCUUUAAGAUUAAUCACUAGUUUUUAUUGGUACUGCUUUAUUUAAAACUCACAAAUAAUAUAUUAUUUGAAAAGAAGUCAUGUUUAUUUUAUCACAAUUUUUAGUUUAAUUGUACAUUUUUAUUUAUAACAACGUAUCAAUAAACUGCACAGAAACUGUUUUUACUAUUCUUGUGUAAUUA
Molecule: messenger RNA, 1076 nt
Organism: Diuraphis noxia (Russian wheat aphid)
Lineage: Eukaryota; Metazoa; Arthropoda; Insecta; Hemiptera; Aphididae
Gene: CRMP
Product: Collapsin Response Mediator Protein
Biological process (GO): pyrimidine nucleobase catabolic process
Cellular component (GO): cytosol; cytoplasm
Molecular function (GO): dihydropyrimidinase activity
Source: RefSeq, a predicted model, not a curated record